UGGUAGUAUUCUUACCAUCUUUUCUAGUGGUUGGCACCUUGCGGCAAUUUUCCCGCUAAUUUUACUGUAGUAGGUUGUGAAAUUUUGUUUACAUGUCGGUGCAGUUGCUCGGCUCUUAGCAGCCACGUGUUUUAUAAAUCAUAUUUUCUGCUUCCCUCCUGAUCUGUGGUGUAGAUUAUGAUUUUAUGAUCUUCUUAUUCGCUCCAUAGAACGCAGAGUGUUCCGUUGUGGAGUGUUAGUGUUAGCUUUAUGACGUUUGGAUUGUUCGUUUGUUUCGCUCUUACAUCAGCAUGGAUGAACCUGCAUCUCUACAGACAGGACGAUCAAGGCGUCAGAAGAUUGAUAAAAAGGGGCGCUAUUCUGCUUUGGAGAAGCUGAAACAGUUGAAAGGGAGCAAGAACAAGUAUCACGUUGACGAGCUGGCCAACGUGUACGAAGAAGUCGAUGAGAGCGAGUACAGUAAAAAGGUUCAAGAACGUCAAAUCGAUGAUUGGAUUGUUGAUGAUGAUGGCAAUGGAUAUGUCGAGGAUGGUAGAGAGAUAUUUGAUGAUGAUUUGGACAGUGAGAGUAUUCAGCAAGCGUCACAGACGAAGGAAUCUGGACCUCGGAAAAAGAAGAGUAAUUCAAACAAAGGGAAAGGAAAUAUUAGGAACAUGCUCGUAGGAAUGCCCUCUAAGAAAGAGACCCAAGUGAAGCUGGAUGAUGAUGAUAUAUUGAACGACCUUAUGGCAGAAUUGAAAAGUGGUAAACAAGAUGUGCAGCCAAAGAAAACUCGUGAACCAAAUAAAUUUUUAGUCAGGCCUCACACCAAGUUACGGACAAAUGAAAAAAUAACGGUGCCACCCAAGUUGCAGAAGCCAUUGCUUAAUGUGGGAUCCGCCAGUCAGCAAAUAGAUGAUAACAGUGAAGACGAACAGCUGUUUGAUAUAGCUACCAGAAGUGAGAAGAGCAUGAAAAAGGAAACGGAUCUUAAAACUACAUCACAGUUCUGCCCAUCAUCCGUCAGUAUAAGUCAAGCGAUUGAUGAUGACAGUGAUAUCGAAACGCAAAAUUAUAGUUGUAAAAGUUCAGAAGCUCCUUUUCGAACUCUGGAAAAGGCAAAACCUAGUCACACAAAUCACAUAGUCGAUAGCAUGGAAGAGGACAUCAACCAUUAUACUGAUGAUUUAUCAAGUUUCGACUUUGAAGAUUCAAAUCAAGCAUUUACGGACACGUCGAAGACAACCAAAGCCUUGCAGCCAGAAUUAAAGGGAAAAACCGUAAAGCCGACAGUUACGAACGAGGAUAUGCUGAGUGAUUUAUGGGAUGAUGAUUUUGGAGAACAAAUAACGGAGAUGGAAAUAUCGGUUGAUAAUUCAAACCUUCCUUUACACGUCAAUGAAACAGGUGAAAAAAUAUUUAGAUUCUACUGGUGGGAUGCCUUCGAAGAUCCUUACAAACAACCUGGCGUGGUCUACUUGUUUGGCAAAGUUUAUAUUGAGACAGCUAAGGCCUAUGUUUCCUGUUGCAUUGUGGUCAAGAAUAUUGACAGGAGGAUCUACCUCCUACCGAGAGAACAUGUAAAACCUACAGACACUGCCGAGGAAUCAGAAACAAAAGCGAUUUCGAUGAUGGACGUUUAUAAAGAAUUUAACGAAUACGCAAACAAGAAUGGCAUCAAGGGUUUCCGCUCUUGUACAGUUACAAAGAGUUAUGCAUUUGAGAAAAAGGGUGUACCUAAAACAUCGGAAUACUUGGAAGUUAAAUACCCAGCCAAAGAUCCCGCUAUUGCUUCCAAUUAUAGUGGACCUACGAUUGAACAAGUGUUCGGAACAUCUGUCAAUGCUCUGGAGCUACUGCUGAUUGAGCGAAAAAUUAAAGGUCCUUGCUGGUUGGAUGUCAAAUGCCCAUUGCCUACCAAUAGUCCAGUCAGCUGGUGUAAAGUGGAGGUCAAUUGUUUGAAGGCGGAAAACAUAUCGGUAUCAAUAAGCAAAUAUAGCACUCCACCACCUCCGUUGAUUGUGGCAACACUUAAUGUGCGAAUAUCCUUCAAUACAAAAUCGCAGCAGAACGAAAUUGCCAUGAUAGGAGUUCUUCUGCAUAAUAAAUAUCAUAUUGACCAGCCAUCACCGAAGCCCCCGUUUGUACAGCAUUUUUGUUUGAUUACUAGACCAGAAGAUGCGGGCUGGGUAAUGUAUUCGAAAGAUUCUCUAAUCAGAAGAACCCAAACGGAAUUAAUUCACUGCGACAAAGAGCGAAACUUGCUUGAAGAACUAUUGAAUAGACUGCAAAAAGCAGAUCCAGACUUGUUAGUCGGAUGUGACUGCGGAUUUCAGUUUGAUGUUCUCAUGCACAGAAUGUUCAACUUGAGAAUACCAAACUGGAGCAGAGUUGGAAGGUUGAAGCGCACUCUACCUCCUAUGUACAAGGGCAAAGUUUUGAUAGGGCAAGUACUGAGUGGUCGGUUGCUUUGCGACAUCCAGACGUCAGCGAAAGAGUUAAACCUUAAAGUCAGGAGUUAUGAUUUGCAGUCACUUUGUACAAAUGUCUUGAAGGGGAAAGAAAAAGAUUGCAGAGAAAUUAAGCCAGAGGAUACCGCAAAGUAUUAUGCUAAUAUUGAUAAACUAGUGGAACUGGUGAGACUUACAAUGCUUGACGCAUCACGCAUUAUCAUGAUAAUGUUCGAACUCAACGUCAUGCCUCUAGCACUACAGAUCACUUGCAUUGCUGGAAAUAUUCUUUCGAGAACUCUGACCGCUGGCCGAGCCGAGAGAAACGAGUAUCUUUUGCUACACGCUUUUAAUGAUAGAGGCUAUAUUACACCUGAUAAACGAAACACUAAGGCAGAUAAGAACAACAUUGAAAAGGAUGAAAGUAAUUCUCGUAAAAAGAAAGCAGCCUAUGCGGGUGGUUUGGUUUUGGAACCUAAAAAAGGGUUUUACGACACUUUGAUUUUACUCAUGGACUUCAAUUCUUUGUAUCCAAGUAUCAUACAAGAGUAUAAUAUAUGCUUUACCACCGUUCCUGGAGCUGCCUACAGCGACAGUACAGAACUUUGUAUUCCUGAAACAUGUUUGGAGCCAGGAGUCAUUCCAACAGAAAUCCGUAAACUAGUCGAGAGCCGUGUCCAAGUUAAGAAUCUUAUGAAGGCAUCCAAUAUUUCUCCCGAAUUGCGAAUGCAGUACAACAUUAGGCAGUUGGCCCUUAAACUGACUGCCAAUUCUAUGUAUGGAUGUUUAGGAGCGACACAUUGCCGAUUUUACGCCAAGGGAUUGGCAGCAUUGGUCACAGCAAAAGGGCGAGAAAUCUUAAUUAAUACAAAAGAUUUAGUGGAGAGAUUGAACUAUCAAGUUAUCUAUGGUGACACUGAUUCGAUUAUGAUCAAUACAAAUGUUCUAGAUUAUGAACAAGUGUUUGCAAUUGGUAAACAAAUCAAACAAGAAGUGAACAAGCUUUACAAAAAAGUAGAAUUGGACAUUGAUGGUGUGUUCAAGUAUCUCUUGCUUUUGCAAAAGAAAAAAUACGCUGCAGUUACAAUGACUAAACUACCCAAUGGUCAGAUAGAAACGACGCAGGAACACAAGGGUUUAGAUAUAGUCAGGAGAGAUUGGUGCCAAUUAGCCUGUGAAGUAGGAAGGAAUGUACUGGACCAAUUGCUGUGUGAACAGCCAUUUGAUGCAAGGUUAGAAAAUAUAUUUGAAAUCUUGCGGGUUGUUUCAAAAUCGCUGAAGGAAGGUAAUGUUCCACUUUCGUCGCUUGUUAUAACAAAACAGUUAUCAAAGAAUCCAAGUGAUUAUCCAGACAAAAAACAAGCUCAUGUCAGUGUUGCUUUACGCUUAAAUGAGAAAGGCGGACGUAUGUGGAAGGCUGGCGAUACAGUACCGUACAUUAUUUGCGAGGACGGUACAGAUAAAUCUGCAACUGAAAGAGCGUACCAUGUUGACGAGUUGAAGAACAGCGAGACUUUGAAAAUAGAUGUCAACUACUAUUUACUUAGCCAGUUAUUCCCAGUCAUAAUGCGGAUUUGCGACCCCAUUGAUGGCAUUGACGACGUUUUGCUGUCAGAGCAUUUAGGUUUGGAGGGGAUCUAUAAACCAAAGCAGCACUUUGAGCAUGAGGAGGCAUUACCAUUGCUGGAUGAUGACAAAUUCAAAUAUUGUGACCACUUGAAAUUCGCAUGCCAAAAUGAAAUGUGUCGAACAGAAAUAACUAUGGAUGGGGCUUUUACAAAUACUCCCACUGGUUUGACGCCAGUGCUAUCAAAAUGCUCGAACACAGAUUGCUCCAUGGCUCCGUGGCAGUACUUACCAACCAUUCAAAAUCGGCUUCAACUAGCCAUCCGGGCUGCAAUCGACAAGUAUUACGAAGGCUGGAUGGAGUGUGAGGAUCCGGCAUGUUUUAACAAGACUCGAAGAGUUCCUCAACAGAUCUUUGGGAUACACCCAGUCUGUGACUUUUGUCAAAAGUGUGUCAUGUACAGAAUUUACACUGAAACCCAAUUGUACAACCAGAUCAGUUAUUACCACCAUAUACUAGACAUCAACAAACCAACAUACAAACAUUUAGGAUCGCAUCUUUCCACUGAUGUAAGGAAUGCGUACAACAUACUUAGGGAAUUCGUGGAAAAGCAAUUACGAAGCAGUGCUUAUUCGAUUGUUAAUCUGACGCAGCUGUUCUCAUAUCUUGAUUCCAACUGGACGAAGCAGAAGGGAAUGGCUGGACCACGAUUUUACAUAGAGGUCUCUCAACUCCGACGAUGAGGGUGAUGCUCUUGACCAAGUCAAAUUCUGUUGUUCAAUUUGAGGCCGCUAGAGGUGCUGCAUUCGAGGGGUAACACCAGUCAACAGGAAUUUUAAGUUUGGGUUCUAGACGUCAAAUUUUCAUUUCUUCCACGUAACUAAUAAAAGAAAAAAUAGAUUUAUUAGAUAAAGUUUGCGUUUGUAGAAACUAGAACGAUAUUUCGGAUUUUCAGAAAAAUUAGCUAUUUUCUCAAACAUUUAUUGUAAAUAACAAUCAAACAAACUUCAGUUCCACAUUUAAAUAACUUUUAUUAAAAAAU
Neodiprion fabricii is the source of this 5038-nucleotide messenger RNA. It is a transcript of the gene DNApol-alpha180, whose product is annotated as DNA polymerase alpha catalytic subunit. Gene Ontology annotation, molecular function: DNA replication origin binding; purine nucleotide binding; chromatin binding. Bases 291 to 4739 code for a protein of 1482 amino acids. NCBI's taxonomy places the organism in Eukaryota, Metazoa, Arthropoda, Insecta, Hymenoptera, Diprionidae. The record is from RefSeq and is a predicted model, not a curated record. Gene Ontology annotation, biological process: mitotic DNA replication initiation; lagging strand elongation; leading strand elongation. Gene Ontology annotation, cellular component: alpha DNA polymerase:primase complex. The transcript has 22 exons.